Molecule: messenger RNA, 2101 nt
Organism: Schistocerca gregaria
Lineage: Eukaryota; Metazoa; Arthropoda; Insecta; Orthoptera; Acrididae
Product: tyrosine decarboxylase-like
Exons: 9
Coding region: 193-1959 (588 amino acids)
Biological process (GO): amino acid metabolic process
Molecular function (GO): carboxy-lyase activity; pyridoxal phosphate binding
Source: RefSeq, a predicted model, not a curated record
GAGACCAUUCAGAGAUGUUGCGCUAAAAGGAGCGUAAAAAUAAAUUCGUCGAUGAAGUUGUCAACUGUUUUGUCCAUCAGUGCCGUUCGAUGAGUCGCCUUCACUAACUUUUUGUCUUCAAAAUUUCUAGCUACUUAGCUAAUGUAAUGUUAAAGUGAAUUUAAGUCUAACGCUCACAGAAAGCAGUUCAAAAUGAGGAAAAGUACCAUUAAUGAUGCAGCAACUUACAGAAGCGGAGAGGGAAUGUCAGUUCAUGAUUUCAAGAAGCAUGGGAAAGACUUGAUUGAUUACAUAUACCAGUUCAUGCAGACUAUAAGCUCAAGAAGAGUCAAUUCUGAUGUAGAACCUUUUUAUCUUGUAAAAUUACUCCCGGAUGAAGCACCCCAUGAACCUGAGGAGUGGGACAAAAUUAUGAAAGAUGUUGAAGACAAAAUAAUGCCUGGGGUCACACAGUGGAAUCAUCCCUAUUUCUUUGCUUAUUUUGCAAGUGCAAAUUCGUAUCCUGGCAUUCUUGGAGACAUGUUAUCAAGUGCCUUAGCAUGUCAAGCAUUUAACUGGUUUGUGAGUCCAGCAUGCACAGAACUGGAAAUGGUUGUCACUGACUGGUAUGGUAAAGCACUUGGGUUACCAAAGUCAUUUCUCCACUCCAGCGGACCAAAAAAAGGUGGUGGUUGCGCACAAGGGUCAGCAAGUGAAAAUAUCUUCGCUGCAAUAAUGGCAGCUCGUUACCAAGCCAUUAAACUGUGUUUGGAAGAUAAAGAAAAUUAUAAUUUCAGUGAUGAAUGGGACGUACUGAAAAAUCUAGUUUCCUACACAUCAAAGGCAGCUCAUUCAUCUACAGAAAAAGGAGCAAAAAUGGCUUGUUUAAGACUGCGUAUUCUGGAUGUUGAUGAAAAAUGUUCCUUGCGGGGUGAUACAUUACAGCAGGCAAUAGAAAAAGAUCUGCAGCUUGGGCUUAUUCCAUGCUGCGUGGUUGCAACACUAGGUUCAACAGGUGAAGCAGCAUUUGAUAACCUGAAGGAAAUUGCUAUGGUCUGCAGAAAAUAUCCUCUGAUAUGGUUGCAUGUUGAUGCUGCUUAUGGAGGCAGUUCAUUUGUUUGUAGAGAAUUCAGAUACUUGCUAAGUGGAAUUGAAGAUGCUCAUUCAAUUAAUGUUAAUCCAAAUAAAUGGUUUCUUGUGAAUUUUGAUUGUAACUGUAUAUGGUUAAAAGACUAUCAACAAUUUAUUGAAGCACUUUCUGUGAAUCCCCUUUACUUGGAUCAUGAAUGGAUGGAUGAAACUGUUAAUUUCCAUGACUGGGGAACACCUCUCUCCCGUAGAUUCCGUGUACUGAAAUUGUGGUUUGUAAUGCGAACCUAUGGAAUAAAAGGCUUGCAGCACUACAUUAGAAGGCAUUGCCAUUUAGCAUCAUUGUUUGAAUCGCUUGUCAGAAAAGACAGUCGAUUUGAAGUAAUGAAUGAUGUAAAGAUGAGUCUAGUAUGCUUCCGACUUAUUAAAUUGAAUGUUGAAGUAGAGCUAACAGAAGAUGAGAUGACAGAGCUCCUGUUAGCUUAUAUCAACAGUACAGGAGAACUCCAUAUGGUUCCUGCACAUAUACAUGAUUGCUUCUCAAUACGAUUUUGUGUAGUCUAUGAGCACGCAACAGAGGAGAUGAUACUUAGUGCUUGGACAUUCAUACAAGACAGUACCACACAUAUGGAGAUGCACAUUAAAAACCAGGAAGAUUAUCCAGGUGUAAGGAAACUGGACUCUAAGGAACGUAAAACCCUGACAAACUUAGUGGGUAAAUAUGCCCAUACUAGGACUGUUCCACUGUCAGAUUACAGGCAGCAAGCAGAGCAGCCAUCACUCCAUGAUUGUCAUAUACCAGUUUUGGUGCCACUAAGUAAUGAAAACAUUGUGAAGAUGGUUGAUGUUGCUGGACUUAUAAAUGACAAACGUGAUAGUAUUGCACCAUGAAGUGUCUAAUGGCAGUAGUUCAGUGUCAAAAAUUUUUAACCAAGUUUUGUGCCCCUCUCAAAUGUAACAUUGAAGUAAUUUUAAACUGUUACUGUAAAUAAUGCCGCAAAAAUCUCAUAAAUAUAAACAUCAAAACAACCUC